ACCCAAAAUUUCACGCCCAGUUACAAGAGAACAGAAAACUAUUUUCUCUUUCUCUCUCUUCUCUCUCUCUGAGGUCUGGUUAGAUCAUGUGGACUUAAAAAAAUUAUAUUUUCCUUCAAAGACAAAGAAAGAAAAGAAAAUUGAAAAAAAGAAGAGGAAAAAAUAAAUAAAAAAAUAAAAAACGCGGUUGCUCUUACACCAAAACCAGAGAGAGUCCCUCUCUUUCUCUCGCUCUCUCUCUCCUUGUCUCUGUGCUUAUCGAUUCCAGCUAAAGAGGUCGAACCCAAAAAACUAAUUUCCAGAGAUCCUUGUGUUUAAUUCGCUUUUUUUGUUUGGGUAAGUUGAACCGUUUUAAAAUUUUGGUUAGGUGUUUGGAUUGGUGAUCGAGUUUCUGUUGCUGAUCGAAAUUAGGGCAAAAGUCCCCCUUUCUCUUUGGUGGGUUUUAGGGAGUUGUAAAUAGUGGUUGGGAGAAACUUCUGUGCAUCGAAUAAUAGAAAAUUGCGUUUGAGACCUUGAUAAUUGGGGAGAGGUUUACUUUUUUUUUUUAAUUUAAUUUUAUUUUUUGUCGAAUGAUUUCCAUAGGGAGUAACGAUGCGAGGAAGGGGCUAGGGUUAGGGCUUGGUGGUAGAGAAAUGGAAGAGGCUGAGCUUGAAGAAGGAGAGGCUUGCUCUUAUAAUAACAAUAACGAUGAUUAUGAUGGCAUCACCGACCCCGUAAAUGAUCUAUCUUCUCUCUCUUACAUUGAUGAGAAAAUUCAGCAUGUUCUUGGACAUUUGCAAAAAGAUUUUGAAGGUGGAGUUUCUGUAGAGAAUCUGGGCGCAAAAUUUGGUGGAUAUGGAUCAUUCUUACCUACUUAUCCACGUUCUCCUGGUUGGUCACGCCUGAAGAGUCCAACAAAAGUUCAAAGCUGCAAUGCACCUGGAUCCCCAAACAAUAUGCAACUGGAGGAUGGCCGUCAUAACUCAGCAUGUUGGCCUAGUGGUUCUCAGUCACUGAGGUCUGGAACCCCUCCUACAAAUUUUGGAACUCUACCUGCUUUGAAGUUACUGUCUGCAUGUGGUUCGAUUAAACAAGAGGUCAGCUUAACAUCUACUCACGAUGAUGCGCUUGCCUCUAGGUGCGGAUUUGUAAACAAGAAAGAUACCAAUCUGCCAGACCAGAAAACAUUGAAGGUGCGAAUCAAAGUGGGUUCAGAUAACUUCUCAACACAAAAGAAUGCUGCAAUCUACAGUGGUCUUGGCCUUGACGUCUCACCAUCUUCCUCCUUAGAUGGGAGCCCUUCAGAAAGUGAAGGGAUGUAUCGAGAGACUCAAGAGCCGUUAUUUGAAUCUCCAACCAGUUUUCUUCGGCUUAUGACUUCCUUCCCAGUGCCUGGUGAGGCACUACUAUCACCUCUCCCUGAUCAUCUGCUUAACUUGACUGUAAAGGAGAAGAUUCCAAAAGAGAAUAGAUCUGAUUCUGGAAAGGGUGAUGGAAUAGUAUUGGGAGACAAGAAGGCAAGGUCAGUGGAGAAAAUGGAUUUUCCAGAAGAAAGAAAGAGUGGCAAUAACAGGGUAACAAGGAAUGAGAAUGGUCUUGUGUCAAAGACAGAAGUAGAUAUUGACACAAUGGCUUGUGAGGAGCUUGUUUCAAAAACAUUGAAGCUUCCUCUUUUAUCUAAUUCAUUUUCUGCUGUUGACAAGGUAAAAAAUAAGAGCAUAGCAAGAAACAAAGGUGUCCAUGACGCAGCCAUGGGGGAGUCCAUGGAGCCAAUACUUUCCCAAGAGAUUGGCUGGGAGAAUCAGAGGGCUGGUUCAGCUGGAAAGGUUUUGGAGGAACAGAAGACAAGCGUUCCGGAUGAUAUUUCUGGCUAUGCAAGAAAAGAUGGGUAUAAUAAAGCAGAAAAAACUUUUGAUUUUGUCAAAACCGACUCUAAUACGCGAAAAGGUGGCAAAGCUCUAAAUAGUGAACUGGUAGAUCCACUCAAGCAGAAGAUCAUUCAGAGAGCUACAUUGCAUGAGCAAGACAAUAUUAAGUUGCCUUCUGCAAAGGAGUAUACCUCUUCUGGUGGAAGAAGAAAAUCGAAAGGCAGUCAGGAUCAUGGCAGUUUAGCUGUAGAGGUACCAAAAGAGAGCUUGAGGGUUGGUUCUUCUUUGAUGCUGAAAAAUAAGCAGACUGCUCAUGUGAACAAUUAUAUAAACAAAAGGGAAUCAGGAGACCAAAAAUUAGAAAGGCCUUUUCGAAAGGCUGAAGAUAGGUAUAGAGAUUUCUUUGGAGAUGUCGGAGAAUCAGAACAGGAAGAGAACCAAACGCGUUCAUUGGAAAUUCAUUCUGAAGAUCUGCUGAAGGAAACUGAUAAGAUUGAAAAAAAUGUAUCAGCCAUUAACUUUGCACAUAAUGAUAGACUAAGUGGUAAAAAAACUGAGGAUUUAUUGGCAAAUGAAUCAUACGCUGGAGCAACUGUGGAUGGUGCUUCUAACACUGCCAAUGUGAAUGUUGCUGGAAAUUCCCUUGCAACUGCAGCCCCUGUAUUGAUAAAAGAAAAUUGGGUUUGUUGUGAUAAGUGCCAGAAGUGGCGUCUUCUUCCAAUUAGCAUAAAUCCUGCUGACUUACCCGAGAAGUGGUUAUGCAGCAUGCUUAACUGGCUGCCUGCAAUGAAUCGCUGCAGUGUUGAUGAGGAGGAAACUACUAAAGCUGUUUUCGCAUUGUAUCAAGUUCCUGCUUUAGAGAGUCAAACUAAUCUGCCAAGUAAUCCCGGCAGUAUUAUGUCCAGAUUACCCUCAGCUGAUGCCCUGCAACCUGAUCAGAACCAACGAAAUUUUGGUUCACAUGCCACACCAACUGCUGGAAGGAAGAAACAUGGUUUAAAAGAAAUAGCAAAUGCAAUGGAUAAAGGUGAACCUGGUUUACAGCAUCUAAGCAAAUGUGAUUUGCCUGUCGAGAAACACAAAAAUAAGCACAAAGAGAAGCAAAAAGUGUCGGAACACAGUUCUGAUGGAGGAGAUGCCAAAACUUCAAAGAUGAAGGGCAAAAGGAUCACUGAUCAAGAUUCUUUAAGGGCCUCCAAGAGAAUUAAAGCUGAAAGUUUGCAUCUUGCUGACGAAGAUUGGAUGUUUAAGCAUGCUGGUAAGGGUGGGCCUAGUGCAAGUAAUUGUUUGCCUACCACAUCUGUAGGAAAGGAUCAACCUAAACACAGUGAACAUUCUUCUUAUAAGGAUUUGAAGUUAGAUAAGGACAGGCAAUGGGUCUCUGGUAAAAGACCAAAGAACAAAGUUCAGGUUUCCUUAACUAAUGGAUCACUAGAUCUGGUGAAUUGUGAUGGUGGCGAAGUUUCAAUAAAGAGGAAAGUUGAUGAAUGUAUUGAUAGUCAAUUAUAUACAGGAUCCCUCCAAAGUAUGGGUAAUCACCUACAGGAUAGCAGAGUGUUUGUGAAGGAAGAGUUCAGCGAGAAUGACUACAGGAGGGAAAAGAAGGCUAGGGUAUCUAAGUCUGGGGGGAAGGAUUCCUCUGCAAGGAAAAGCAGUGGCAAACAGGAGAAGAAAAAUAGACAUACAAAGGAUCACCGAAGUGGGCAAGAUCGAGGUAGCACUCUGUCCCCACGGAGCUUGGAUGGUAUGGAUUCAUUGAAAAGGGAUUUUGGAUCUGCCCAACCUUCUUUAGCAGCUACCUCAAGCUCAUCUAAGGUUUCUGGUUCACGUAAAUCAAAAUCUGAUUCACAUAAAUCAAAACCUGGCUUCCAUGAAAUAAAAGGCUCACCAGUAGAAUCAGUUUCAUCAUCUCCUAUGAGAAUUGCUAAGCCAGAUAAACUUCCAUCUACGAGGAGGAAUGUUGCAGGGAAAGAUGAGUCUCAUGAUGCUGGUCUUUUUGUUGCAAGUAGUCCAAGAAGAGGCUCAGAUGGUGAAAAUAAUGGUAGGAGUGACAGGUCAGGGAUGGUAAAGGAAAAGACUUCUGUUACAGCUCAACAUGGGUCCCUUGAGUCCUCUGUAUUUGAUGUUCAGGAUAAGGAUGGUGGUCAAGUAGGUGGUAGUAAAGCUAAGACGCUUAUUGAGUCUUCUCCUGAUAUCCAAAAAGGCCAGUUUAUGAAUGGUGUUGUUGAUUAUUUAGGCCAAGAGGUUCACUGUGCUGGUAAAUCAACAAAAAUGGAUGAACCCUGUGAUGAAAAAAACCAGAAUGACAACCAUGGCAGUGCCAAUUUCUCUCAGCCAAGGAAGUCAGGUAAGGGAUCCUCAUGGUCAAAGGAUAGGAGUCGUAAUUUUAAAUCUGAUUCUGUUGAUGAACAGCAAGAACGUGUGCCUUUCUAUGAGGUAAAACAUAGGGAUGGUAUAAAUAAAAUUCAGGAGAGGCUUGGAGUCAAGUCUGAUGAAAGUGAGAAUAGAUUUGUUGAUGAUAAAGAAUCUCUUGGGAAAUUGUCCGGUGAGACUAGUAAAAGAGAAAAUCAAUCAAAUGUUGGUCCUUCAGAUGCUAAACCAGAUGCCACUGGAGGUCAAGAUGUAAUGUCUGCUGUGAAGCAGAAUAUUAUGCAGGACAGCAAUGGUGAAAAAUAUACCAAGAGGUUCCACUCUGACAAAUCAGAUCACGCAGAAAUUGCUUCUGGGAGUGGGAACUCAAUAUCAUUACCACCCUCUGGAGGAACCCCAAAUGAGAUGCUGUCUUGUUUCCCCCGGCCAGUUUCUGGGUCCCAAAAGGGAAAUGGAGCUGAUGGAUCUCAAGGUAGUGAUGCAUUGAAGGUACAAAAACAAAUAAAAAAGGCUGAUCAUCAAAAUGGGACUCAGCACUGUAAUUCAAGGCAUAUUACAUCAGGUGGAUGUAGGAUCAGGGAUGUUGAUGCCCCAAGUCCAAUGAGAAAGGAAUCCUCAAAUCAGGCAGCUACCAAUGCUUUGAAGGAGGCUAAAGAUUUAAAGCAUCUGGCUGAUCGUGUUAAGAACUCUGGAUCAAAUGGGGAGAGCACUGCCUUCUACUUCCAAGCAGCACUGAAGUUUCUUCAUAGCGCUUCUCUAGUAGAAUCUUGCAACAGUGAGAGUACCAAACAUGGAGAGAUGAUUCAGUCUGUGCAAAUAUAUAGUAGCACUGCAAAACUUUGCGAGUUUUGUGCCCAUGAAUAUGAGAGACUAAAGGACAUGGCCGCUGCUUCUUUGGCCUACAAGUGUAUGGAGGUGGCAUAUAUGAGAGUCAUCUAUUCCUCUCAUGCCAAUGCAAGUAGAGAUCGACAUGAGUUGCAGACAACUUUACAAAUGGUUCCUCCUGGUGAGUCUCCUUCUUCUUCUGCCUCUGAUGUUGAUAAUUUAAGCCACCCAACAACAGCAGACAAGGUUGUUUUUCCAAAAGGUGUUAACUCUCCCCAGGUUGCCGGAAAUCAUGUUAUUUCUGCUCGAAACCGUCCUAACUUUGUGCGCUUGCUCAAUUUUGCACAGGAUGUAAAUUAUGCUAUUGAAGCUUCAAGGAAAUCACGAAUUGCUUUUGGAGUUGCUAAUUCAAGUUUGGGAGGGGCUGAAAAUGGGGAGGUUAUAUCUUCUGUGAAAAAAGCUCUUGAUUUUAACUUCCAAGACGUAGAGGGACUGUUACACUUGACCUCUUUAGGAAAUACAGUGAUAUACAGCAGCAUGUGCUUGCUCUUUUGCCAUAGGGACUGCUGUUUUCUCAUUUCAAGCACCAUGAAGCAAAUCACUAUAGUUGGCUUUCUCAGGUCAGCUGCUGUAGUACCUGUCAUGGUAUAUACUUAUGAUUAAUCAAGAUGAGUUGAAAGAAUACAGGCCAAAAAUAUUUGGUGCAAAAUCACCGUGGUAGAGAUCCAAACAAGGUUGCAGAAAUUCCUUUUUUUCUUCCCUUAAAAGUAAAUAUUUAUGUAUCAUAAACAUAUCUUUGAGUGGUUCUCAAUUUGGAAUGUGGCAAGUGCUAUUGUCCUCAAGUUGGCCAUCUUGUUGCUGAUAGGAGGGGCAAACAGUUUUAAUAACUCUCAUUAGUGGACUAAAGAAGUUCUCGCAAGUAAUCGCUACAGGAGUCUAUAAAAUAUGCUGAUAAUUGGCCUUUCUUCAAGGAGGCCUGAUGAUGCUGGCUGCAAGUGAGGUACCUCAAUGGAGUUUGAGCUGUAGCUUAACUCCAACCACCAUGGGCAUAGUGGUUGAAUAAUUUGGGCAGCUGCAUGAACAGCGACGCUGUCUAAGGAUCGAUGGCGAAAUUGCUCCUUGUCCGCCCUCCUUUCAACCCCUAAAUAUCUCUGUUGCUAAUCUAUAGGUAACAUUUAUAGGACAAUUUUGACCCUUACUUUUAAAUCAUUAUUGCUCUUCUUCUCCGAAUGUACAUAGGCAUAGGCAUAACAAUGACAUUUAUUAUUCGAAGUCUCUUCAUCAAUAAAAUUGGAGCCGCUUUUGGUUAUGUA
This is a messenger RNA of Durio zibethinus, 6355 nucleotides long. Lineage: Eukaryota; Viridiplantae; Streptophyta; Magnoliopsida; Malvales; Malvaceae. The record is from RefSeq and is a predicted model, not a curated record.